UUUUUUUGUAGAUUACAUUCUAAUAGUUAGUUUAAAUAAUCAGUUCAGAGGAUCAGUAUGCAUUUCGUUUUCGUCAAUACUAUUUAUGAUAAUCUGAGCUGUUGAAAUACAACUAAAGGAAUCAUAUCAUUAUUAUUAUUAUUAUUAUUAUUAUUAGUAGUAGUAGUAAUAAUAAUCAUAUUAAGAGAUAAGCACACAUACUCUUUCAUAUAAUAUAACCAAUUUUCGACAAUUCCUUUCUUUGUGUUUCUAAGAGAAAUCUUUAAUAUUUCUUGUCACUUCGAAUAAACAAAACAAAACAAAAACAAACAAAGUUUUGUUAAUAAAUAAUUAUGACUGAAACAGCCCAUACAUCCGAUUCGGAAAUGGAUGAUCCGAACAAAAUUACAGAUGCUGUAUCAUGUUUAGAUUAUUUAAAACGAAGAGAAGUAUUCCUUUAUAAAAUGAUGAAUGAUCCAAGUCAUAAAGCAAUGCUUUAUUUUCUUGAGGUUCUUAUGAAUUCUGAUAGUCCUAUCACUGUUGACCAAUUAGCAGCGCGUUUUUCGCAUAAAUCAUUCAGUGUAGAAAUGCGUGAUGCAUGCGGUGGUGGAAGCGCUGAAGGUUUGCGUGAAUUUUUGCAACGUUAUCCUUCAUUGUUUAAUGUAAAACCGAAUGGACAAGUGACCUCGGUCACUAUUGAAUUACCUGGCUUAGAUUCAAAUUUCGGUGGUUUAUCUGAUCAAGAAAGUUGUUCAAUAAAAGAAAGCGGUCAGAAAUCAAUAAAUGAAAAUUUAUCCAGCAGUUCUUCUUCAUUGCAAAAUUCCUCUUACAAUUUCGAUUCUAAUUACUCAUCGAAAACAUGUCCAAUACCAUAUGUGCAAAAAGAAUAUACAUAUAGUCAAUUUCGGUCUAAUCGGAAACCCAAUCCUACCAACACCACUAAUAAUAAUAUUAAUCAUAAUACCAUUAUUAAUAAUAACAAUAAUCGAUUGAAUAGUACAAGUUGUUUAUCAUUGACAUCUGAUCAGUCAAUUAGUUCAUCUAAUGGAUCGUCUAACUUUGUAAAAAAUUCAUCUGAUCAUUCCUUAGGACGUAAAAAGUCGUGGAAUAACUUCUCUAGUGGUGGUAUCGACACAACCAGUUACAAAAAUGUUGCUAAUACUACUACUAAUACUAAUACUACCACAAACAAUGAUAAUGAUGAUAAUCAACCACCCAUUGGUUUAUCUUCGAGAAAUCCCUCAACAUUACGAGCAAAAGCUUCAAAUGUUUACCAACCACCACAGUUACGUAAUCCUGAACAUAGAACCUCAUUAAUGCUAUCAUCCGGUUGUGAAUUAUGCUCUUCUUCAUCAAAUGUCCCUACUACAAUUAAUGGUAGUAAUUAUAAUGCCCUACUAAGUAAUCAUCAUGAAUUCUCUGCAAUGACUAAUGGAACAUGCAUACACUGUCCACUGAUAGAAUUUACCUGUCACCAUCAUACACAUCACUGUACAACUGCACAUCAUCAUUCAUCUUCAGCGCAUUGUCACUGUACAACCACUCCACUGACAGCGAAUCCAUCAGCUCCAUUAUUUCACCAUAUACAUGAUCCUAUUCAUAAAAUAUCACCAGCACAAACUACAUUGCGAUCUCCAUCUAUACUACUACCAAACUGUUACAAUUUACCGGUAAUGGAGAAAUUCAUACUCGAAAGUGAAGCAGUACACUUUUUUCAACAGAAACUAAUCAAACGAGAAGAACGUUGGAUACCGAUUAAAAGCUUAGCAGGACAUUUAUCGCAGGCUAGUCCAGAAGUUCGUGCUAUAGUUGGUCCACAGUUGGAAUUUCGACGUUUUCUUUUGAAACAUCCUCAUGUUUUCGAAGUGCAGGGAGAUUUAGUUAGUGUAAAAGAUCCAUUCUCUAGUGUUUUUGGGUUGAAAAGAUCUCACGAUCGUCCGUCAGCUAUUCACUCAAGUCGUUCAUCAUCAAAUCUAUCUAAUGCUGCGCAAAGUUAUCUACCACGUAAUAUACCGUAUGAGAAAAAUCCCCGGCCCAAAUCACUUGUUUUACCGAAUAUGAUAAAUUUUGGACAUUUAUCAAAUGUAUCCGAUGGUAUUGGCGGUUAUUAUACACCAUCAUCGUCGAUUCAACGAUCCACUGCUGGAAGCCGCCAUCGCCGUUCAGCACAUUUUCUAAUUGAUAGUUCAGCAAAAUCUCCUCAGAAUAAAACAUUAACUGAGUCAGAGAGUAUUAGUUCAGUGCCGGCAACACCUAUCAAUUCGAAUCUUGUAUCAGAUAUCAGUAGCCGUGUGCAGACAGAAAGAAUAGAUGUCGAUAAAUCAACUAACAGCAUCAAUAAUAAUAAUAAUAAUAAUAAUAGUGAUGGUGUCAGUUCAACUUCAAUGACAGUAGGAAAUGACACAUCUUCAUUAACCAAUUCAUUACCUAGUGUUACGCUGAACACAAUGAAUAGUAUUAGUUUAACUAUGUCUGCUAAUGAAUAUCGCGCAAUAAUGUUUUUACGUAAAGUAUUAGAAAAACAUGGUGGUGCAGCUGGUCAAUCUGGUUUAAAUUUACAUGAUUUAAUGCAAUUCUUAUCUAAUAAAGCACCUGAAACUGUUCAAACAACAAUUGGUUGGACUAAAAUUGAAUUAGAAGAAUUUUUAAAUCAACAUAAUCUAUUUUUUGAAUUAAAAUUAAUCAAAGCAUCAUUUAAUGGUGAUGAUGAUGAUGAUGAUGGUGGAACAAAUGAUAAUCCUAAUCACCAUAGUGAUUAUUCACAAGUGAAACAACAAUGUCAACAACGUAAAUAUCAACAACUAUCUAAUUCAAAUAUAGAUUAUAUUAAUGUAUGUAAUAAACGUUUAAAUCGUAUGAUUAAUAUUAUAAUUACUGCAUCAAAACCAAUGGAUUUAAAUGGUAUACGUACAUUGACAAAUCGUUGUGGUAGAAUAUUUCAUGUAGCUAAAUUAUGGGGAAUUAUUGAUUUGGGUAAACAUGAACAUGUAUUCUUUGAUAAAUCAAUAUUUCGUCAUGUAGAUGAUUUACAAAAACAUUUCAAAGUUGAUGAAAUUUUAUAUUUCAAUGCUGUUCUUGCACCGAAAGAGUCACGUGCAAAAUGGCGUGCAACUCAUGUUUGGAAAGAAUGUGAUCGUGAAAAUGUUGAAAAAUUUGGAGCAUUAUCUCAUAUGAAAAAAUUAAAUUCAUUAACCAAUAAACAUAACAAAACACUCUUAUAUAAUAUGCAAAACUUUUAUGAAUCCGAUAUAAAUAAACGAAAUGGACAUAACAAAUCGAGAUCACGUGAAGUUGCUAUCGGUACCAUGGAUCAUGAAGGAAAUGUUGGUACUAUGGAAACUACAAUUUCUACUGCUGCUGAUGACGAUACUGAGGUUGAAGAAGAAAUUGAAGAUUUUAUCGUCGAAACGUGUACAAAUAAUAAAGAAAGAGAGUUGGUCAGAUCAAAUCUAAAUCAUCUGGUGGAUAACGAUUCUGACUUAGAAUAUGCUUUAGCUGGUGAUGAGGAGAUUGAGGACGAAGGGGAUGAACCAUUUGUUUCACCGAUAGCACAUGAAGAAGGUUUACAUUUACCAAUUGAUAUAAAAUUUAUACCAGGUGAAGCCGAAGAAGAAAUGCAAUGUGUGCUUAAUUUUCAGUCAAAACACAAUCAUAAUAAAACUGGCAUCCAGCCAUUAUCAAACUCCAAAUCAUCAUGCCUUGAAUUAUACGAUUCAAGUCACUCAACAGAAUUAUGUAACCAAACACAAUCGGAACCAUGUUAUAUAAAAAGCAGUGGUAAUCAUACCAUAACUAUGAUUAAUAAUAAUGACGAUAAUUAUAUUUAUAAUGACAAGAAUAAUGAUCACAAUCGACAUCAUAGCCUUGUGACUUCAUCGACUGAAUCUUCAACGAAACCAAUGAAAAAUACCCUAAAUCAUUUAUCAAAAGAGGAUAGUGGAACAUCAAGUUCGCUAUCUGAAAUGAGUGGUGUAUCUAUAGCUGUUCAAACUGUCUCAACAGGUGAUAUAAUGACAACUCAGUUAUAUCACGAUAAUAAAGUAUAAACAUUGAAACCAUUGAAACAACUGUCAGUCACUAGUAUACAUAUACAUUAUUAAACAAAUCUAUCGUUAAUCGUCAGGAUAUGUUUACAUUGUCAAAAUUCUGAAACCAAAAUUAACGAAUGAAUUUCCCUUUUAUGAUUACGACUCUGUCCUCAUCUAUUCACAUUUCUCAUUCAAGUAAAACGAUGCAUUUUCACUGUUUCCAAUAUUCUAUCGUAUUUUAAAGGUAUUUUAUUUGUUCCAUUGUUGAGUAUAUACAAUAUUAAAAACACAUUUAUUAUAGGCUCUCCUUUAUAUUCACUUAAAUGAUUUGAUCUGUUUGUGUCAUAUCCUCCUUGUUUUUUUUAAUGUAAGGUUAAAUUUCCCUAUUUUUCCCAUUUUGGAAACUUGUCUACAUCCUGUUCAUAUGAUGGAAAUCAGAUUAGACUAAGAGGUCUGGUUGGAAGUCUUUAGUAUUAUUUAUAUAUAAAUAAUUACAUACUACUAAUGGUACUACCUGUUAGUUUAUUCAUUAAAUAUCCCUUUCUACUUAAAGCGUUUAGGUGAUGAUAAUGAAUGCUAAUUGGUUCAUUGAUAAGGCGGCCUGCUUGAGCAUCUGGGCUACCUGUCCCUACCAUCUAAAUAUUUCAACAAGUUAUCUAUUUUUGUUUGUUUUAAUAUAUCAUUAUGUUUAUUAAUCGCAUAACCUAUUCUGCUGCGUUUCUGAAAAUUGUACAACCUUUCAUUGUCAAAGUUACGAAAAGCUCAAAAAGAGAGAAUGUGGUUGCUGGCAAUAUACAACGGAAAAAAUGUACAUUAUUCAGAUGUUCAUUUACUGGACUGCUAACAUCUAACUGGCGAUCACUCGAUAUUUAUCGCCAGGACCGACCAGGAAGAAAGAAAGGGAAACCUGUUGAAAUACUUUGCGCUGAGAAUUCUAUAUUGUACCCAUAAUAUAAUAUUGAGUAAAGCUAAUAAUAAUAAUAAUCACCUUUUAUCAUGUUUUCUUUAAAUUUUUGAUUGUUCCUAUUUCUCACUUAUUAUUAUUUUUAGUUUUGAACAAGUUCAAGCUAAGUAGAUCAUUGUUCAACGGUGACAUAUGAGAUUGAUAAGUGUGAUUUUCUUUUCCAAACUCUUUAAAAUAUCAUAUUUAUGUACCCGUAAUCCAAUCUUAUUGUGUUCUUUUGUCGAAAGAGAAUAUUAUGUUCAGUGUAAUUUACAAUGAUUAUUUCUCACAAGGUUAUUAUCAAUGUAAGAGAGAUCAAACUGCUGGAAAUGCAAUUAUUUAUUAUAUAUCUAUGUACUGUGUGUGUUUGUGUUUGUUUUACUGGGAACAUAAAUUUACUCAGUUCUCAUAUUUAUUUAAGGUUUCCUUCAUUCAUCAUACCUUAAAUCGUUAAAACCCUGACUUACAAACGGACUUAAACUAGCUUUGUAUGAUUUAUUUCGAUUGAUUAGUUCAUUCGAAAAUAUCUACAUGCUAGUGACAAUGUUUGUCAUCUAAUCAUAUUUCACGACGUGCCGAGAUAAAUUGUUAAUCACUUCUAAGGUACAAGAAUACGAAAUAGAGAAGCCUUCAAGUUAUUGAUUUACACUAUAGCAGUUCGUAAUCCCACCUUCAGUCAGAUUUUGCAUGGUAUAAACCUUGUCCAACGUCACUGUUUCUACAAUUCGUGCCUUUCAACUAAAAUUUGCAAGAAAUUCACUUCAAUACUACUAACCGGUAGAAUACGUUUAUUAUCAGGGGAAAACGUAAUAUACAUUUCCAGGUGUAUGAAAGAUUUAUUCAGAUUCUCUUGAAGUCAUGUUUGAGACAUAAAAUUGUUACCUGUUACUGUUUAUCAAGUGGAAUAUAAAAAUAAAGGGAAACCAUACAACGUGUUUAUACGUAAGGUCAUAUUAUUUUUGAAGUGAAUAAAAUAAAAGAAUGACACUCAGUUUUGCAAUUCAAAGAUAUGAAAGUUCAUUGGUCAUACUAGACAACAAAACAAAUAUUAUUCUUGCAACUGGCUAGGACUGGGAAGUUCAAACCAUUGAAUUACAGUUAAAUAAUUUGAUUUUCGUAUGGUUACCAUGAUACCAAGGGGGAACAGAUCUAACCAUAUGUGUGAUCGUAGGUAAGACUUUGGAGGGAUUUUAAACUUCAAAACAGCUGUGUAAUACUCGCUGAAUCUCAGUGAUCAUUCACAUGUGUGGUUCUGUUUGAGUUUAGAAUCAUAUCUGAAUAUUGUAAUGAAAACUGCUUAAGCUUGACUACAACGGCCUUCCUAAUAUGGUCAAGUGCCAAUGCUCGAAGGAACAGACUAAGAUAUGGUUUGGUAACUACUAUCUACAAG
Schistosoma haematobium is the source of this 6340-nucleotide messenger RNA. RefSeq lists its product as uncharacterized. The transcript has 3 exons. The record is from RefSeq and is a predicted model, not a curated record. The coding region runs from base 333 to 4025 and encodes 1230 amino acids. Lineage: Eukaryota; Metazoa; Platyhelminthes; Trematoda; Strigeidida; Schistosomatidae.